AUGAGAGCAGCAGAAAUUUGGCUGGUAUCAUUGUACUGGUAUCUGAUAUUGCAAAUUGCUCUCGUUUACGGGGAAAUUAGCGAUAUCGACGAAUUUAGAGAAAUGACAUCUAAAUACAGGAAAAAAUGUAUCGGUGAGACUAAAACGACAAUUGAGGAUGUCGAAGCUACGGAAUACGGAGAAUUUCCUGAAGAUGAGAAAUUGAAAUGUUACUUCAACUGCGUACUUGAAAAGUUUAAUGUGAUGGAUAAGAAAAAUGGGAAGAUAAGAUAUAAUUUACUGAAAAAAGUAAUUCCAGAAGCAUUUAAAGAAAUAGGUGUAGAGAUGAUUGAUUCUUGCAGCAGUGUCGAUUCAAGUGACAAAUGCGAAAAAUCUUUUAUGUUCAUGAAGUGUAUGUACGAAGUCAAUCCCAUAGCGUUUAUUGCUCCGUGA
Molecule: messenger RNA, 432 nt
Organism: Apis mellifera (honey bee)
Lineage: Eukaryota; Metazoa; Arthropoda; Insecta; Hymenoptera; Apidae
Gene: Obp11
Product: odorant binding protein 11
Molecular function (GO): odorant binding
Source: RefSeq, marked provisional